Molecule: messenger RNA, 492 nt
Organism: Closterium sp. Naga37s-1
Lineage: Eukaryota; Viridiplantae; Streptophyta; Zygnematophyceae; Desmidiales; Closteriaceae
Source: the annotation of a GenBank genome assembly
GUGAAUGCAGCCAAUGAGAGAAUGCUGGGAGGAGGGGGAGUGGACGGAGCCAUCCACAGGGCAGCAGGGCCGGGCCUGGUGAGGGAGUGCAAAGCGGUGCCAGAAGUGAGCAGAGGGGUGCGGUGCCCCACAGGGCAGGCUGUGUGCACUGGAGCGGCCGAGCUGCCAGUGAAGCACGUCAUUCACACGGUGGGGCCCAUCUACACCUCCACACAGCGCUCUGCGCCUCUGCUGCACUCCGCCUACGCUCGCUCUAUGGAGGAGGCUCGCAAGGCGCAUGUCAAGUUCAUCGCCUUCCCGGCAGUUUCGUGUGGCAUCUAUGGGUACCCGUUUCCCGACGCUGCCCAAGUGUCACUCAAGGCACUUCAAGCAACCUGUGCCGGCUUUUCAGAGGUGCAUUUCAUUCUAUUCAACGAGGACGCCAUGGAUGCAUACGAAGGAGCAGCGGAGGACUUGCAGCUGCCGCCUCUUGAGAUCCAAGCGGAUGGAUGA